Cryphonectria parasitica EP155 is the source of this 2840-nucleotide messenger RNA. RefSeq lists its product as uncharacterized. The record is from RefSeq and is a predicted model, not a curated record. The transcript has a single exon. Bases 621 to 2405 code for a protein of 594 amino acids. Lineage: Eukaryota; Fungi; Ascomycota; Sordariomycetes; Diaporthales; Cryphonectriaceae.
AGUUUCGAUGCCAUUGCCAUUGCCAUGCAAAGCCAAGCCAAGCCCUGCGGCCCCGGCCCGGCCUCCAAGCCCGAAUCCUGUGGCAUUCACUCGGUGGACGAACAAAGCGUUGCAGCAUGCAGGAACGCGCGUGCACAGUACACACACGCCCGUGACCAGUAUGAGGCUGACUACGACAACCUGACCUCGAUCGUCCAGGCAUCCCGCAAUGGUAGAGUAGACACUGACCAUACUGGCUGCGAUGGGCUUUAGCAGAGUCGAAAGAAGAAAAAAGUGUAUAUAUGUCACGACUCCUCCUGCCUUCUGUUGUGCUUAGUCUUCUCCUUUCCUCAUCAUCAUCAUCAAUCAUUCCCUCUCCUUUCAGUCUUUCACUUCUCUCAUAGUGUCUACUCUGGUAGUGGCACUUUUUCCUCUGUCUUUCCUUGCAGUAAUAAUUCAACAACACCAUUCGUUCGGUAAUACCUAAUAAUUGCUCGUUCACUCUUUUUGGACAACACAAUCCUCAAUCUCAACAGACCCUCCAACUCCAUCCACUGUCCUUUCCCCUCCUCCUUAUUUUUAUAUACAUAAUUGUUUAGAGCCGGUCUCUUCUAUCUCCUCUCACCACCCAAUCAUUCAAUAUGCGUUCCAACGAGAUCCUCGCCGCCAUCCUGGCCACCAUCGCUUACCUGGAGACUGCCCAGACGGCUCCCGUUCAGUCUCUCAGCAGCCCCGUCGACGGCAAGUUGGACCUUAGCCUCCCCAUUUUCGACAUCAACCAAGAGCGAUCAGUCGUCACCACCGUCGCUGAGGAUGCUGCCAAGGAGGGUGAGUCCCUUCUCGACAAGGCCAUCGGUGCCGGCGUGACUGGUGCUGCCAGCAGUGCCGGCAGUGGUAUCGGCACUGAGGUUGUCGACGGCGUCAAGAGCCUCGCCAGCAAGAUCGGCCUGAAGCGCGAGGACCAGCCUGCCUAUCACGUCCGUGGCGUGAGCGAUCUCUUCACCAUGCCGCAGGAGCGGUCCGUGGUUGGUACCGUUGCUGAGGACGCCGCCAAGGAGGGCGAGUCGCUCCUCGACAAGGCCAUCGGUGCCGGCGUGACUGGUGCUGCCAGCAGUGCCGGCAGCGGUAUCGGCACUGAGGUUGUCGACGGUGUUAAGAGCCUCGCAAGCAAAAUCGGCCUGAAGCGCGAGGAUCAGCCUGCCUACCACGUUCGCGGUGUGAGCGACCUCUUCACCACCCCUGAGGAGAGGUCGGUGAGCAGCUCUCUGCUCAAGGCUGGCGAGUCUGCCCUCACCGGCGCGGCUGGCAGCAUCGGCAGCGAGAUCGGCACGGGCAUCGUUGACGGUGCCGAGACCCUGUACAGCGACGUCACCUCCAAGCGCGAUGGCCAGCCCUCCCAGCACGUCCGCAGCCUCGGCUCUCUCCUGGGCGACGCCGCCAAGGCUCUGGCUGGCGGUGCGGCCAAGACUGCUGGUGAGGAUGGUCUCUCUGCCAUCGCUAGCGAUAUUGGCCUGAAGCGCGACGAUCAGCCUUCGCACUAUGUCCGUGGCAUCGGCUCCCUUCUGGGUGAUGCUGCCAAGGCCCUGGCUGGCGGUGCGGCCAAGACUGCUGGCGAGGAUGGCCUCUCUGCCAUCGCCAGCGACAUUGGCCUGAAGCGUGACGACCAGCCCUCUCAUUACGUCCGUAGUGUCGGCUCUCUGCUGGGCGAUGCUGCCAAGUCCCUUGCUGGUGGUGCUGCCAAGACCGUCGGCGAGGACGCCCUCUCUGGUGUCUGGGAUGAUGUCAAGAGUGCCGCCAGCGGUGCUGGCAUCGACCUGCGCGAUGUGACCGAGACCUACGACGCCCCUGUGGCUAAGCGCACCGGCUUCUGGUCCGACGUCGAGAGCGUCGGCGAGAGUGUGCUCCCCAAGGUCGCCUCCUGGGGCCUUGAUGCCCUCGACGCCGCCGAGAAGCGCAGCACCGAGACCGUCGAUGCGCCCCUCGCCGCCCGCUCUGGCAUUGUCAGCGAGGUUGAGGGUGUUGCCGGCAAGGUCCUGCCAUGGGCCCUGGAUGCCUUUGAGGACCUCAAGCGCAGCGAGACCGUGGAUGCUCCUCUGGCUGCCCGCUCUGGUAUCGUCAGCGAUAUUGAGGGUGUUGCCGGCAAGGUCCUGCCCUGGGCCCUGGAUGCCUUUGAGGACCUGAAGCGCAGCGAGACCGUGGAUGCUCCUCUGGCUGCCCGCUCUGGUAUCGUCAGCGAUAUUGAGGGUGUUGCCGAGAAUGCUCUGCCCAAGGUUGCCUCCUGGGCGGCGAGUGCCCUCGAGGACCUGAAGCGCAGCGAGACCCGCGAUGCUCCUCUCGCCCAGCGCUCCUCCGAGGUCCUGCACGACAUUGAGACCGUCGGCGGCACUGCCCUGAAGGUCCUCGGUGGUCUGUUUGAGGAUGAGUAGAUCGAUUGAUGCUUUCUUACUCGCCGCUCAACAACAACAAAGCUAAAUACAAAAGAAACCAAAACGAAAAAAAAAAGGAAGGAAGGAAGAGAAAGAGACGACAAGUUCAUACCAUGGAGUUGGUUGGAGGGGCAAAAUGUUGAGACGACAUGAAUUAAUGAUAGUUUCCUUACGAAUGUUUAACAAGGACUAGACGGGGAAGGAACAACCGGUACUGCAUCUGAGGGCAUUGGGAAGGCGCGAAGGGUGUUGGGUAGUGCUGGGCGAUGAUGAUCAGGAGACUCUGACUUGGUGCCGAUGAGAGGAGCAGGCCCUCCUCGGACCAGGGUAUCUAGAUUCGUACUUCCUCCUUGUCGCCUUCUAUUCUGGAUGGUCUGCAAGCGAGUGUCACUCUUUUUUAGAUCGAAUACACUGUCCACGAUUUGGAUCUCCUCU